Messenger RNA from Paramecium pentaurelia, 852 nucleotides. The record is from the annotation of a GenBank genome assembly. Lineage: Eukaryota; Ciliophora; Oligohymenophorea; Peniculida; Parameciidae.
AUGAAUAGACUAUUGAUUACAGAAUUAGGAGAUACUAUGAGAACAGAAAUGAAAAGAGAUUUGACUAAGACUAUUAAAUCUAAUAAAACUAUUCUAAAAACAUCAUUGCCAGAAAUAAAGAAUAAUUUUUGUAGUUCUGCUCUUCUUACAGAGAUAGAUAAAACUUAAAAUCCACUAUAUUAAGAAAGUCUUUCUGAUUAAGCACUUCUAAAUUUGUCUAGGGUUGCCAAUCUUUCUUUGUUUGGUCCAAAAAAUAGAUAGAGUUUAGAAAAUCAUUUAAGAGAUGAUCUAUAAAUUAAGAAUUAGAAAGAUUAUUUAAAUAUAUGUUUAGAUAAAUAAAUUGAUAAAAUUUUAGAUGAUAAGAGUAUUUGAAUAUAAAUAAUAAUAGAUUUAAUGAGUAAAAGAAAGAGAUAAUUACUGAAUGAAUUGAAGAAAUUAGAAGCCAGAGUUAAAUUGAAUCAUUUUUAACAUAUAACAACUGAAUAGUCAUAAUUUAGUACUAUAAUUGAAGACUAUGAUAGAAAAUAGAAAUUAAUUUCAAUAGUGAAUGCUGAGGGUAAGUUAUUAUAAUUGAAAAAAAGAUACGAAAAGUAAUAAUAGGAGGGAUAGAAAAUUAAGGAAUAAGUAAAAAUGAAUUAUUAAAAUUUCAAAGAGAAUUAAAUUAGACAUAUAGAAGCUAUGAAAAUAAUGGAACAUGAAGGAAUGGAGAAUGAUGUAAAGGAAAUUUUCAAGAAUAAGGAUUUGUUGGAAAAUAGAUUCAGUGAAAGAUUGAAUGAGAAACAUGCUAAAGAGAAAUAAUAAAUUUGGAAAUAACAUCACUUUCCUCAACAUAGGAAAAUGCUAUCAAAUUGA